Nycticebus coucang (slow loris) is the source of this 1123-nucleotide messenger RNA. RefSeq names its product N-myc-interactor-like. The record is from RefSeq and is a predicted model, not a curated record. NCBI's taxonomy places the organism in Eukaryota, Metazoa, Chordata, Mammalia, Primates, Lorisidae. Gene Ontology annotation, cellular component: cytoplasm. The transcript has 4 exons.
CACUCUGUCAUCCAGGCUAGAGUGCCAUGACAUCAGACGGACUCACAGCAACCUCAAACUCCUGGGCUCAAAUGAUCCUCCUGCCUCAGCCUCUGGAGUAGCUGGGACUACAGGGAAUCAUGGCAGCUGAUGAAGAUAACAAAAAACAAGUUCUUAAGGAGAAUUAGCCAGAUGAAGUUAUGAAAAAUGAAAAAAAUGAGGGAUUAAUUGGUGAAAUUACAAAGGAAAAUAUUCAGCUAAAGGAAGAGAUCCAAAAGCUCAAAGCUGAGCUACAAGAGACUGCCAGAACAUUCCAGAUUAAAGAGGAUCUUCCUGAAACAAAGAUAAAAUUCGUAUUUGCUGAGACUCCUGAGAAUGACAACCAGUUUUCAAAUGUCUCCUGUUCAUUUCAAGUGAACUCAAAAGUUACUUAUGAGAGGGCACUACAAAAAGGACAUGCACUUAUCACCUUUGAAAAAGAAGAAGUUGCCCCAAAUGUGAUAAGAAUGAGGAGACAUCGUAUACAGAUAGACAAUGUAAAUGUGGAGGUCGUAGCCCAGCCAGUGCCAUUAAACUCUGGAGUCAGAUUCCAGGUUCAUGUAGAAGUUUCUAAAAUGAAAAUCAAUGUUACUGGAAUUCCUGAUGAACUGCCUGAAGAUCAGAUGAGAGACAAGCUAGAACUGAGCUUUUCUAAGUCCCGAAAUGGAGGCAGAGAAGUGGAAUGGGUGGAGUAUGACAAGCCGUCCGGCAGUGCCAUCAUCUUGUUUGUGGAAAUUGGAGUUGCUGACAAGAUUUGGAAAAGGAGAGACUAUCCUCUUCAUAUAAAUCGCAGCUGCCAUAGAGUUAUGGUUUCUUCAUACGUAGAAAAACACUUGAAAAAGUAUCAGGUAUUUUCAGGACUAUCUAAGAGGACAGUGCUUCUGACGGGAAUGGAAGACAUUCAUCUGGAUGAAGAAAUGGUGGAGGAUUUAAUUGGUGUUCACUUCCAGCGGGAAAAGAAUGGGGGUGGAGAAGUGGAUGUGGUCAAGUGUGCUGUAUACCAGCCUCACAUCGUGUACUUUGAAGAAGAGACUGAUGGGAUCACAUAAUAGCUAGCGCAUCUGAGCCCAAAUCACUGGAAAUGUUUGACAAAAAUGAAUAUCGU